Molecule: messenger RNA, 2779 nt
Organism: Camelina sativa (false flax)
Lineage: Eukaryota; Viridiplantae; Streptophyta; Magnoliopsida; Brassicales; Brassicaceae
Source: RefSeq, a predicted model, not a curated record
CAUAAGGCAUCAUGGUAUGGAUAAAAGAGUAUUAAUUAAUGAGAUAAAAGAGUAUUAAAAUAACAACUAAAUCUUUCUAUUUAGUUGUAAUCUCCGGAUUCUGUAAGAAUUCGACAUACGUACACCUGACUGUUGGGAACGCCGAGUAAUAGAAUCUGAUAAUCUUGUGUUUAUCUAUCCAAACUGACAGUUCUGUAAGAAAUAAAAAAGGUGUUAUUUGCAAGUUGAAAACACGUGACCAAUCUUUGUAAAAAUAAGCUGUUUCUACAUGUAUAAAAAUAGCUAAUCAUGUAAAAAGUAAGUCGUAUGAUCAAAUCCUGAUUCGCAUGUAUUAAAAGAAGACACAGUUGUAGUAUGAACACAAAGCGCGUUACAAAUGUCAUUGCCUAAAAUAUAAGGUAAGAAAAAGAAAAAGAAAAACAUGUGUAAAAUACAAGAAAAAACAACCGAUCUUGUGAGUUGUCUUAAGAAGACUUGUGUUGUGUCCAGAGAAACAAACACUGUUAAUUUCUUUCUGUCUCUCCUCUUUUUUAUUUAUAUCUCUUUUAAUUUCUUGUUUUUUCCGUUGUAAUUUUUACACCGGAAAAUUACCAAAGUUACCUCUUCUUUCUGUUUUCUCCCUCUUCGUCCAUCAUUUGUCACAGUAAAAAGAAAAAAACAAAGCAGAGACAACAAAUAUUUUUUUGAUGGCCGAACUUGGGGGGUGAAAAUCACUUUGUGGGUCUCACCUUUCUCAAAUCCCCCCAAUCAUAAGCCUUUCCGACGACGAUACAAACUCUGUUUUUUUUCUUUUUAGUUUCUUUCUCUUCUUGAAUCGGCAAGGGAAGAAGCUAUGAUCAUGUACGGAGGAGGAGGAGGAGGAGCAGGGAAGGACGGUGGAUCCACCAAUCACAUAUCAGACGGAGGAGUGGUAUUGAAGAAAGGUCCAUGGACUGCGGCUGAAGAUGAGAUACUUGCUGCGUACGUUAGAGAGAACGGUGAAGGAAACUGGAACGCUGUUCAGAAAAACACAGGUUUGGCUCGUUGCGGCAAAAGCUGCCGUCUUCGAUGGGCUAAUCAUCUCCGUCCUAAUCUCAAAAAAGGUUCUUUCACCGGCGAUGAAGAACGUCUCAUCAUUCAGCUUCAUGCUCAGCUUGGUAACAAAUGGGCUCGCAUGGCUGCUCAGUUGCCGGGAAGAACAGACAACGAGAUCAAGAACUACUGGAACACGCGUUUGAAACGCCUCCAUCGCCAAGGACUUCCUCUUUAUCCUCCAGAUAUUAUCCCUAACCAUCAACUCCAUCCACAUCCACAUCAACAACAACAACAUCAUCAUCAACAACAACAACAGCAUAACCAUCAUCAACAUCAUCAUCAACAACAACAACAGCAUAACCAUCAUCAUCAGCAAAUGUAUUUUCAACCACACUCUUCACAACCAAACACACCAUCAUCCUCACCUCUUCCAUCUCCAACACCACUAAACGCAAACGCAAAUUCCCCAUCAUCCUUCACUUUCCAUACACCAACCGCUAAUCUCCUCCAUCCACUUAGCCCUCACACUCCAAACACACCGCAAACUCCUUCUCAACUCUGUUCCACACCGCCUCCACCGCCACUCUCCUCUCCUUUAUCUUCCCCUCGCAACAACCAAUACCCGACUCUUCCUCUCUUCGCCCUCCAACAUUCCCAAACCAACAACAACGACGCAAAUUUCACUUUCCCUAGACCUCCACCUCUCCUUCAACCGCCUUCAUCCCUCCUCGCAAAACGGUACAACAAUGCUAAUACUCCUCUCAAUUGCAUCAACCGCGUCUCAACCGCACCAUUUUCCCCUGUGUCAAGAGAAUCCUACACUUCCUUUCUAACAUUGCCUUACCCUUCCCCAACCUCUCAAACCGCUACUUACCACAACACUAAUAACAAUUACUCUUCUUCUCCUUCCUUCUCUUUAAACCCUUCAUCUUCUUACCCUACAACAACUUCUUCCCCAAGCUAUCUCCACUCCCAUUACACUCCUUCUCCCACCUCCUUUCAUACCAGCCCGGUUUACUCCAUGAAACAAGAGCAGCUCCCUUCAAACCAAAUUCCCCAAAUAGAUGCCUACAAUAACAUCAACAACUUCACAGACAAUGAGAGACAAAAUCAUAACCUUAACAGUUCUGGUGUUCAUAGAAGAAGUAGUAGCUGCAGCCUCUUAGAGGAUGUCCUUGAAGAGGCUGAAGUUUUAGCCGCUGAAGGCAGAGAUCGGCCCUCAAAACGAAGAAACCUCACAGCUUCUCCUCCGAACCACAACAACAACAACAACGACAACGACAAUUUCUUCUCGGUUAGUUUCGGACAUUAUGAUUCUUCUGACAACUUAUGUUCCUUACAAGAUUUGAAACCGCAGGAAGAUGAGUCUCUUCAAAUGAACACAAUGCAAGAAGACAUAGCUAAGCUUCUUGAUUGGGGAAGUGAUAGUGGAGAGAUCUCUAACGGACAAUCAUCUGUUGUCACUGACGAGAAUCUUGUUCUUGAUGUUCAUCAAUUCGCUUCACUAUUCCCGGCUGAUUCUACAGCCGUGGUAACCGCAACAAACGACCAUCACAACAACAACAAUAAUAAUAAUUGCUCCUGGGGCGACAUGCAGGGAUUAAGCUAGAACAAAAAGUCUGAAAAAAAUCUACGUACGGACUAAGAUCAAGAACUAACAAAGAACAGAGUUUUUUGAUCUUUGAUUGUAUAUGAAUUUAUUUAUUUUUACUUAUAUUUGUUGCAAAUCUUUGGAUAACUAUUCAAUGAUAUUUUAUAUUCUUUU